AUGAAUGAGGGGAAAUUGGAGGAUCUUACUUUUGAGAUGUCUCUCGUAUUAAUAUGUUUCUUUCUUAUCACAGGCACUAAGACAAGAGAACGUGGUAUUAUAGCUUCUCCUCUCAAUGGUGGUAAACCUUGCCCCCACCUGCAUGAAGUGGACUUGUGUUUUAAAGAAGACAUCCUAGAAUGGCAUUACGGGGAAUGGAAAGAAUGUGUAAUCGAUAAUCCUCGAAAAACAUGUGGGGACGGAAAAAGAAUGAGAGACAAAACUUGUUUUAAGCUUGGAGGAAAACUGCUCUACAGCUUCAAUUGUGAAAGAGAAGUUGUAUCGUAUGAUGAAGAAUAUUGCCGAAUUUAUUGUCCAAACGACUGCGUUUUGUCUGAGUGGUCCCAGUGGUCUGCAUGCAGCGCACCCUGUUUCACACCUGAGUGGGAUGGAUGGAAAUCUAAGAAUCGAACACUAAUUGCUGUAGCAGGCGAAGGAGGAAAAUGUACGGAAAGGAUGAUGGAGGAGGAAAUUUGUAAUGAUCGCCACUGCUAUCCGUUCAUAUGGCGUGUGGAAGAUUGGGGAUCAUGCUUACGUAAAGAGGAUGUAAACAUGAAGACAGUGUGUGGAGUUGGAGUCCAAAAGAGGAAGGUUUACUGCUCUAAAGGAUCAAAUGCCACCAAAACAGACGGAAGGUGUAAAGUCAUACCUAAGCCGGAAACAGAAAGGGAGUGUCACUUUCCGUGUCCUUUGGAUUGCGUUGUGUCCAACUUUACAGACUGGACACCUUGUGAACCAAAAUGUGAAACAGAUGGUGUUCAAAAGAGACGACGGAUAAUCCUGCAGUAUCCUAAAUAUGGAGGUAAGGCUUGUCCAGACGCUCUGGAAGAAGCUAGACAUUGUACUGAAUCUCAACAGCCCGAUUGUCUGCGGUGGACACUUGGUAGACGCUCUGAACCAUCCUAUCACUGGAAUAUCAGUUCAUGGAGUGAGUGCUUGCUUCCCGUUGAGAAACAACCGUGUGGAUUUGGGUUCCAAGUUAGAAACGUGAGUUGUUUGGAUGGUUAUGGCCGUGUAGUGGAACCGUAUUUUUGCCUGUUCGACAAUUUCAGCCUAGUUCCUACGGCCCUGAGAUCCUGUGAAGUGACAUGUUCCUCUAAAGAAUGUGUUUUAACGAUCUGGAGUCCAUGGUCUGAAUGCAAAUAUACUUACAAAUCUAAAAGGUCACGACAUCGGGAACUUGUUGGUGAAAGUGCGUAUGUCAAUGACUGUGAAAUAAAAUUCAAACUUACCGAGGAAGAAGAAUGCCCCGUCAUAACUGAAGCAAUGCUAUUCAACAAUAACGAUGACGCCAAAUGGAUGUCCUGCAUUGUCGAAGAAAGCAAUAAAACAGAAGUUCUCAUCAAUGGUGAAAUUAGGAAACUCGAUUGUGGUGAAGGAUAUAGAUAUAAAAGGGGACUGCAAAUAAAUAAGGAACAUGGCGUUGAACCUGGUUUAGAGAAGGAUUUGUGCCUUGUAGAUUGUCCUUUGGAUUGUAAAGUGACAGCUUGGACUCCUUGGAGCCCGUGUAGCGUUCCUUGUGGAAAAGGUUUUAUAGAACGACGUCGAAAUGUUUUACUUCCAGCAAACAGUUUAGGUAGACCGUGUCCAAAUGGUGAAAAUAAAGAUGAGAUUCAAAAGGACGUAUGCCACAUAGUUUGUGCCGAUUAUUAUUGGUUGGCGGACAGUUGGAGUAAUUGUUCUUUGACAAACGAUUCCUUCUGUGGAAAUGGGAUGCACUACCGUUUAGUUAGAUGUCUCAAUAAAUGGAGUGAUGAAGAAGUACCUGAAUCGAAGUGCGAUCCCUUGCUAAAACCAGUGGAAUUAGAGCCCUGUCGACUACAUUGCCCGGGGGAAUGUGUCCUAUCACCUUGGAAGAUCUCGAAGAAGUGCUCAGAGCCUUGUUCCAGAGAAAAUUAUGAGGAAAAAACGAGAUGGGUUAUGAGAUAUCCGAACUCCACUGCCGAACCUUGCCCUCACCUGAUUUCCAGAAGUCCUUGUGUUUGGAACGAGAAUUGCUUCAACCAUUCCUUUGUGAUGGGCAGUUGGGGCUCGUGUGUCCUUCCAGAGGGUUCCAUGUGCGGAGAAGGUGUCCAGAAGAAACCACUUAUGUGCAUGCGAAGUGAUGGGAGACAAGUGGAUGCAGUGCAGUGUGAAAAGAAUCAGCGAUCACCCUCACUGCUAGAACCCAUAUCUAAACCCUGCUAUAUCGAUUGUCCUGCUGACUGUGUACUAUCUGAAUGGUCAGAGUGGAAAGAAAGUUCGUGUUACGCAUGCGGAAAUCCGGGUUUUGCUACCAGGACGAGAUCUGUCAUCCAGCUACCUAGCGAUGAUGGACAACCUUGUUCUCCGGAAUUGGAGCAGAGGAAACCAUGUUCUUUUAAGGCCUGUUACCAUUGGAAGAGGUCCUCAUGGUCACCAUGCAACCUCGAAUCAGCUGACUGCGGUUAUGGCUUACGACAUCGUGUUGUAGAAUGUGUACGCUACGAUGGAUUAGUAGUAGAUAAAAUGAACUGCCUAACCGUUAAUCUUACAUUUUCAAUAACUAGUUGGUUGGAUUCAUCCUGGCUUUCAUUAUCUUCUGAUGACAGUCAUGAAGAAGAGAUAUGUCACGUACCUUGUCCGGGGGACUGCAUUAUGACAGAAUGGACACCAUGGAGUCACUGCCAAAAGAACUGUCGAGUCGGACAAAUCGUUGGUUACAGAACAAGUUCCAGAAAAGUUCUGUUUGCACCAGAUUAUACAGUUGAUUCUUCUUGCCCAACCCUAUUACAGAAAACUAAACCUUGUUGGAGUGAUGAUUGCAAUUUUUUUCGAUGGAGAUUGCUUAAUAAUUCAUUAACAUGUGAAGGUAAAGAUGGAAUCAUUGUUGAGGGAGGCUGCGUAUCCGUACCACUUCCUUGUGAGCACUGGUGCCAGAAACUAGGUGGUCGGUGCGAUUCCCUAUCGGGUCUUUGCUACUGUGAUAACGGAGAUGGAUACACCACCAUUCUCGAACAACACUCACACGUCCCUUGUAAAAAUAUUCUAAACGGGCCUCAUCCCCCUGCCAAUCAUUCAGCUCCAACACAGGUCAAAUAUUACCCAGAUGACAGCCAAGUCAGUUUCUGGAUGUACGCCAUGAUAUCUAUAGGGACGGCUUUUGUCAUUUUUGUAGCCAUUACUGUGUAUAUGAUGUGCCGUUCCAGUCUGCGCCAAAGACCCACCAGUGUUGAAAGGCAACCUAGUGUACGAAGGCGUACAAAUUUAGCACCACCAGAAACAAACAAUUGUCCCAAUGCCAACAGCAUAGUUCAUAACAGAGAUUAUGAAUGAAACAAUAAAACACUGAUAGCUCUAUCAUAUCAGAUAAGGCAUAUCAUAUGUAAUCAACUGGAUUAUUUUGUGUUGAAAUGAGAUAAAACUUAAUCAAUCACUAAGAAACAUUUUCUCAACUCUUUCGAUGUGUCAAGGCCGAGUGAAAAAAAAAACAUUUUUUUCGCAGAUGCUUGAAUGUGUUUCUUAAAGAAUAAGACUGACACAAGAAACAUUCGUCUGAAUGAAGUUUCAGAAGUCGACAAAGAUUAAAAACGUGGCAAAAUUAUGAAGAAGAAAAAAAAGCAACUAUCAGAACUGUGAUAGAUAGUUGUUGUCUACGUUAAAUAAUUACUUGUUUACCAUCUCUCUAAAAAAAGAUAUCUAAUAAUGUUGAUCUUUCUUUAUUUUUUAAUUUUAUUUGUUUGUUUGAAUUCAUUUUUUAUUUUAUAGCUACAACUCUUACGAUAUCAUUUUUUGCUCAGUUUUUCUUCUUUUAACUAGUUACCGGUCUUCUAUUAACGAACAAAAACGCCCGGUGAUUUGAAAAAUAAAUUAUUAAGAAACAAGAGAGUUAACUGUAUUAAAAACAAAUUAUCAAAAUAUAACUUAUCAUUUCCCAUGUGAAGUCUACAAUUUUUUUUAAUAAAACCACAAUUUAGUGCUGCCCUCUACCGAGAAAAAAAUUAUGCAGAAAUUUACUUUUGGCUUCGUUCUGCUUAGGAAACUAGUUUUCAGUCUUACCAAUUAUAAAAAUUGCUUACAAAGUUCCACAAGAGGUAGCGCAGUUGUAUAUCUGUGAUGUUAAAUGAUUACCAUUUGCUACAAACAAUAUUACUUAGACUGAGGACAAAGCUAACAGGCUCCUGAACAAAUAUUUCAGUUCGGAUUGUCUGAAAUGCAGCAAAAAAAUUAGUUUAACCGCUUCGCUAACCAAUUUUUUUGAGAAA
This is a messenger RNA of Parasteatoda tepidariorum (common house spider), 4262 nucleotides long. The record is from RefSeq and is a predicted model, not a curated record. NCBI's taxonomy places the organism in Eukaryota, Metazoa, Arthropoda, Arachnida, Araneae, Theridiidae.